AUGAAGCCUGAUAAUAUCCUCCUUGUGCCCUCAAAUAGAAAUUGUGAUUCUGUUCCUAAGUUUGUGGCCAAGAUUGCUGAUUUCGGGUUGGCGAAGAGAGGGAGGAAAAGCAAGAGGACUAGGUAUGAUCGUUACUUGAGAGGCACGGCAAUGUAUAUGGCCCCAGAAGUGGUUCUUGAUCAUGUUCAGGAGGCUCCCGCGGAUAUUUGGGCUUUAGGGUGUCUCGUGUUAGAGAUGCUAACGGGGAAAUCGCCUUGGGAUUCUGAGUUUGAUUUCGCGAUGAAAGGUCUGUUUCGUAGGAUUGGUGAUUCGGGUGCACUGCCACAGAUUCCUGCUUGGAUAUCAGAUGAUGCAAGGGAGUUUUUGAAUCGGUGUUUCGUUAGGAAUCCUAUGUUCAGGUUCACUACAGAGAUGCUAAUGGACCUUCCUUUUGUGAGCGGCGUCGUGGAAGAAGAAGAUGAAGAUGAUUAUCAUGAUGAUGAAGUUGCAGAAAAUUCAGAUUUGUUGUUAUGGUCAGAGGAUCCUGAAGAGUGGAGAAGCUCUGCAGAAAAAUUUACAGUGAAUGAGCAUAAAAGAAAAAGGUAUUCUCACUUCAUUCCUAUUACUGGUGCAGACCUUGUGUUCACCACAUAA
Molecule: messenger RNA, 633 nt
Organism: Tripterygium wilfordii
Lineage: Eukaryota; Viridiplantae; Streptophyta; Magnoliopsida; Celastrales; Celastraceae
Product: mitogen-activated protein kinase kinase kinase 2-like
Exons: 1
Coding region: 1-633 (210 amino acids)
Biological process (GO): protein phosphorylation
Molecular function (GO): ATP binding; protein kinase activity
Source: RefSeq, a predicted model, not a curated record